GUAGAAACACAGGCAUGCGGUUAUAUUUCCGUUCACACUUGUUGGUAACACAACAAUACUUGUACACAAGGCCGGAUUAAGAACGAGGCGUGCGUGGCCCAACAAGGCGAAGUUUGACUUGGUUGAGGUAUUUCACUCAAAAAUCGUACGAUGUGGAAGGCAAAGGUAAUACUGUUGACUGGCCUCUGUCUGGUAUCGUUUACCUUGGGUACCUCGGUCUGUCCGGCAUUGUGUAAAUGUCAUGGCACGGAAGCAAGCUGCAGAAAGCAUUAUAAACACCUGUUUUAUAUCCCUGCAUUGCCAGAGGCUACCAAGACGCUUUACUUCACUGGAAAUUGGCUUCCACAUGUUGACAAAGAAACAUUUAAAAACAUUUCUUAUUUGCGUCUCGAAGAACUUAUUUUUGGUGGAAAUCAUAUAAAGAACAUUUCAAAAGAUGCAUUCGAGUUGUUUCCCUAUCUGCGUUUCCUAGAUCUGAGCGGGAAUCAGAUCCCGAUGGAUAUUCUCCAUGACGCGUUUUAUGGACUCCGAAACUCGAAGUUGUAUAAAAUGAAUCUUGAGGAUAUGGCCUUAACGGACGUUCCUGUGAACAUGUUCGAACACCUCCAGGCUACGCCGAUUGAUGGGUUUGGCUUGUCGAAGAAUAAUUUUACAAUGUUAAAUGGGAAUGUAUUUGCCAAGUUAAACGUUACACAUCUUGGAAUUAAUAACAAUUACAUCAAGUCAAUAAACUGGACAGGGCUUCAUAAUAUCCAGGUUUUACGUCUUCGAUGGAACAAACUACCUGAUGUUCCAGACUUCUGCUCACAACGGAAUAUAAGCAUCGUACCAAACCUUUUGGUUCUUGAUUUAGGCAGCAACAAAUUGUUUGAAAUACAACCACAUCAAUUCCGUGGCCAUUGUCUGCCAAAACUGACCAACUUAACCUUAGACCAAAACUAUUUCAGGGUUGUCCCUAACGACACCUUCCGAGAUCUGCCAUCUCUCAGGCGUCUGUCGUUAACUUGGAUUAGACAGAAUGACCUUCUUUUUGAACCUCUGGCGUUUCGGAGCGAUAGCAUGGAGCUGUUGUACAUAGCUAAUCACAUUGAUCAUUUUGUCGAGAUGAACGACUUACCCAACCUUUUCCGGUUUUGUCCUGCGCUGAAAGUCCUUGACAUGACAAAAAUUCGGCUGACAACACCCGGGGGACGAUUGCUACAAGCCAUGUUGUCUCCCCUUACCAACCUAACCAAGUUAGUUUUACAAAAUACAUAUAUAUACAACGUCCCACCAGACCUAUUUCACAAGAUGACAAAACUAGAAAAUUUAAAUUUAAUGGGCUGUAACAUACAGGGCUGGGAACCAAGGACAUUCCAAAAUGCAACUUCAAUCAGGAGGAUUUAUCUGAACCGAAACAAGAUCACCUUGGUAAACCAAACAUCGUUUCCAGCCGAGGUAUUGGACAGUCUUUCCUUCAUGAACUUACAGGGGAAUCCGUUCGCCUGUGACUGUGACGCGUACUGGUUUCGACAAUGGGUGCGGCAACACCGAUCCAUUCUGGCAUACUUCCCGAAAGGCUACCAAUGUGCCACACCCGUGGCCUGGAAAAAUAAACUCCUUGUUGAUUACGAGCCUUCCUAUCGCGAUUGUCAUCCUAUAAGCGUGUUCAUAAUCCUCGGUGCGAGUUUGGGUUCAGUCCUGGUUCUAAUCACUAUUGUUUCUUCGCUCCUAUACCACUACCGCUGGCACAUUCGGCAUUACAUCUAUAUAAUGAGGGCCAAGAGAGGGUACGAACGGAUCCCAGAAGGAGAAGACUUCGCGUUCGACGCCUUCGUCGCCUAUAACACAGAGGAUCGCGUGUUUGUUAUAUCCAAGCUCAUACCGUACCUGGAAAACGAGCAAAAUCUAAAAUUGUGUGUUCAUGAUCGCGAUUUUAAGGCAGGCAUGUUGAUUGUGGAUAACAUCCAAGAGACCAUUGGGAGAAGCAGGAAAGUUAUUUUGGUCCUAUCAAAUGCUUUUGCAAAGAGUCAGUGGUGCAAGUUUGAACUAGCACUCGCCCAGAUCCGCUCUAUUGAGGAGGGUGGUAACAUGGUGAUAAUCAUUAUGUUGGAGGACAUCGAGGCAAGAUACAUGACAAACUCCUUACAUGUCCUGCUCAAGUCCACAACAUACAUACCCUGGGCACAAAACCAGGAAGGUCAGGAACUGUUUUGGAAGCGGCUCGUGGAUUCGUUCCAAGGUCAAGGCGAUUAGAACGCUUUGGUUCAAGGACGGCCUGAUGAGUGCAUUCCAAAUUUUAUGACAAAAUUAGAUGGCGAUCUGCAGCUUGACAGUGGGAAUAACGCUGUUUCGGCGUCAAGACUUUAUGGAAUUUACCAUCCUGCUCGUUGUCUGUACUAUACAAGAGACAUGUUCGAAAAGAGGUCCAAGGUUAUAUGAAAUGAUAUUUCCCCUUCGUAAUUUUUGCAGAAUUAUUCCUCACGUUUAAUUUUUUUUUUUUUUUUUUUUUUUUCAGUUUUAAAAUCUUUUUAUUCAUCCUUUUGCAUAUUACAAGUACAUGAAAUACAUAUAAAAAAAAACCCAUCAGUUAUAGAUACAGUUUUACAGCAGCACAAUAUCAUUUUGAGAAGAGCAUCAAGGGUGACAAUAAGUUGGUAUACAUAAUAGCAACAUUUUAGAAAAUGCGUACAUGUAUAUAUAUUGAAACAAUGUUUAAUGGCUAAUAGAAAUAAAGUAUGUAUUGAACAAUUUGGAUAAAUAUGUACCAUUGUUGAAUUAUAUAUAGCUUACAGUAUUAAGAGGUUGAUAAGUGUACAUAUAUAUGUAUAGUAAGUCGACCAUCAUUUGUAUAAACUGAAGGUGUUGCAUAGUAUAGAAUAUAUAUACUGGUUUUAAGAAACAGCAGAAAUGCAAGCUACCUGAGUAUUAUUUUGAGACUUGUCUCCCUUUGAUUAAAAGCUAUAUCUGGAUUUGUAUAUAAUAUAAAAAGGCUAAUGAAAGUAGCUAUUGUUAAUUAUUGAUUUGAUGUCAUGUACUUAUAUAAGGCAAUUAGUGAAUAUAGUAAUAAAACAAGAAAUAAAGGAUUUUUUUCUUAUUAUUUACAACAUUUAAUACAGCUUUCACACUCACUUUCACACAUUUACUGAAUGCACACACACAUAUAUAUAUACUUAUACAAAUAAAAGGUGUAUAUUCAGUAAGAGAAAAAUCUAUUUUAUAUGGACCAUUUAUUUUCAAACUUAUUGUACUCCAUCUUAUUUCUAAAUAUUACUUCUUCUGUUUUCAGGUAAAUAUCUAAUUCGUUUUUGAAUCCAUUUAUAUAAGGAAGACAGUUUCUAAGUUUGUAAAUAUGAAACUUUGCUAAUAGAAGUAAAGUGUUGAGAUAUUUUAACUCUUGUUCCUUGGGUAAUUUACCCAAUAUUACAUCAACAUUUUGUAGUUGUAUAGUUCUAGUUGUCUUAUUGUAUAGCCAUACUUUAAAAUCAUCCCAAAAGUUUUCAACUAUUCUGCAUUCCCAAAACAUAUGCAUAAUUGUUUCAAUGUGACGGUUGCAAAAAGUGCAGAGAGGAGAGCCUUUUAUGUUGAUCAUAUGUAAAAAUGUAUUUGUACUAAUUAUUCUAUGUAUUAUUCUGUAUUGAAACCAUUUAAGUUUACAGUCUGGUGGAUUUAAAUGGGAUUAUAUUAAUUUUUUUCCACCAUAUUGUGUCUUUCACCAAAUCAAGUUGAUUUUGGAUAUUUUUGCAGUUUAGAGUUAA
Pecten maximus is the source of this 3737-nucleotide messenger RNA. RefSeq names its product toll-like receptor 13. Gene Ontology annotation, cellular component: membrane. Gene Ontology annotation, biological process: inflammatory response; immune response; toll-like receptor signaling pathway. The coding region runs from base 151 to 2235 and encodes 694 amino acids. The transcript is spliced from 2 exons. Gene Ontology annotation, molecular function: protein binding; transmembrane signaling receptor activity. Lineage: Eukaryota; Metazoa; Mollusca; Bivalvia; Pectinida; Pectinidae. The record is from RefSeq and is a predicted model, not a curated record.